This is a messenger RNA of Zasmidium cellare ATCC 36951, 414 nucleotides long. RefSeq lists its product as uncharacterized. Bases 1 to 414 code for a protein of 137 amino acids. Gene Ontology annotation, biological process: regulation of transcription by RNA polymerase II. Gene Ontology annotation, molecular function: transcription coregulator activity. The transcript is spliced from 3 exons. The record is from RefSeq and is a predicted model, not a curated record. Lineage: Eukaryota; Fungi; Ascomycota; Dothideomycetes; Mycosphaerellales; Mycosphaerellaceae. Gene Ontology annotation, cellular component: mediator complex.
AUGGCUGCAGCAACGCUCGACGAACUCGACGCCCAACUACGCGCCAUCAUCAGCAACCUCUACCUCCUCAUCGUCCAAGCACAUGACUACCAAGGCCAAGGAACCCAGCAGGCGAUGAGCGCCGAGAUACGAGAUCUCGUCCACAACCUCACAGCCAUCUCGCAAACCGCCAAGCGCCUCCCCACGCACAUUCCAGAGGAAAUCAUCCAGUACGUCGAAGCCUCGCGGAACCCGGACAUCUACACGCGAGAGUUCGUCGAGUUGGUGAUGCGCUUCAACCAGCAGCACAAGGGACGCAGCGAGGCCUUUGCGCAGUUCCGCGACAUCCUGGGCCAGAGGAUGAUGGCGGGGAUUCCGGAGAUUCGGGGCGAAGUCAAGCAGGUCGUCGAGGCUAGUGGAGGGCGUGUGGAGUGA